Molecule: messenger RNA, 1044 nt
Organism: Gongylonema pulchrum
Lineage: Eukaryota; Metazoa; Nematoda; Chromadorea; Rhabditida; Gongylonematidae
Source: the annotation of a GenBank genome assembly
UUGCAGUCUACAGCGUCAUCGCGUUCGUCGGUGCAAUCGCCGCCGCGUACCUUCCGCAGUGGUGGGAGCACAUCAGGAUCGCUGCCAAGCACAGGCACAAUGCCAUACAACUUACUUCCAUCGAGCCAGAAAAAAUCACACAGCGAACCGUAUGCUGCUUCUGCCGAACUGCUGAACUUGGGGAUGAACACGGAAUUGUCAAAACUUUCGGAUGGCCGCUUCGAAAGGCUUGCUCGGCAGCUGCGUAAAAUUUGUCCCCUUCAUCUCGUUCUGAACGAUCAUUCAUAUUACCAGAAGAGACCCCCACUGCUUCUGUUUUGGUUCCUGAAGCAAUUGCCGAAUUUGCGACGUUUGACGCUGUAUUCGAUACGGGGCGAUCCACAUGUUGAACUGCACAAAGUCUUUUCUGUGGUUGGCAUUGACGAACUGAAUAUUAUUCAGCCGACGGAUAACGCAUGCAUUGUUGUAAACGAAGGUUUAUUGGAAUCGUUUCUGAAAGUGAGCAGCCCAGUUCGUCGACGUUUUCGUUUGCGUAUCACAGGCAAAACUGACAUCACUGCGACAGCGCUAUGUAAUUUCAUCCGUAAGUGGCGAAACCAUCGGGAAAUAGUGCCGUUCCACACGAUCUUGAUUGAUGUAUCAUGCGUUGCUCCAUCGGAAUUCAUUCAUGCAACAAAAUGCCCCGGAUGUCACGAGUGUAGUGACGAGUUUGUUCGACACAGAUCAGUUAGCACGUCCUGCAACACCAAGCAGCUUGUUUUCCGUCACCGAAAGCAUAACGUCUGGAUCAACUACAAAUAUGACAGCGGGUACCUUGUAUUCACGUAUUACGAUCCAAAAGACCGCAUUCAUUUCACAGUGAAGACAAUUGAGCCAGCGAGUAAGGUUGUUGCGUUCCAUUCGCCAAUGCUGACGCGCCUUGAAAAACCAGAAGAAAGCGAUGUGGCUGUCCGCACAUGGCCCCAGUCGAAGAAAUCUGCUGCUACCACGGAGGAGCGAACAGUGCUGCAGCGAAUUUUUGCUCUCAUUCGAAGCAAUGCUUAA